AUGUCGCAAACUCGUCUACAGCGGAUCUUCAUCCCCCAGCGAACGACGGACCCUCACGUCGCGCCUCAAAGACCAAAGGCAGCUGAGGCGAGUGCACGGGACAAUCGAUCCGGCGUCGAUGAAAUUCCCGUCUAUGAAUCACCUGCUGCCGCUGCGUCCAAGCCAGCAAAAGCAAAGCGCCUGAUCCCACCCAAACAGUUCCCCAAUGUCAAGGCUGAUAUUGACGGCAAGGAUCUCACCAAGAUCGGCAGGGUCGGUGCAUCGAAGAGAGUCUUUCUGAAGCUGCCCAAGAACACGAUCACGCUGAGCGUCGCUUGA
This is a messenger RNA of Parastagonospora nodorum SN15, 318 nucleotides long. RefSeq lists its product as hypothetical. The transcript is spliced from 2 exons. Bases 1 to 318 code for a protein of 105 amino acids. The record is from RefSeq and is a predicted model, not a curated record. NCBI's taxonomy places the organism in Eukaryota, Fungi, Ascomycota, Dothideomycetes, Pleosporales, Phaeosphaeriaceae.